This is a messenger RNA of Labrus bergylta (ballan wrasse), 3945 nucleotides long. RefSeq names its product muscleblind-like protein 2a. Gene Ontology annotation, cellular component: nucleus. Gene Ontology annotation, biological process: regulation of RNA splicing. NCBI's taxonomy places the organism in Eukaryota, Metazoa, Chordata, Actinopteri, Labriformes, Labridae. Gene Ontology annotation, molecular function: RNA binding; metal ion binding. The record is from RefSeq and is a predicted model, not a curated record.
UUCUAAAAAUCAGCAUUGAGAAGGGGAUACUGUAAGCACAGUUUUCAUCCCAAGCACUUAAACGUCUCUGCUCCAAUAGAGAGGCUGUGAUUCAGAGGAGGUGUUUUUCUAUUGGGUGUAGCUUUUGAAGGGGCGGGACUAUGCCACAGGCUGGUGGGCAGGAAGGGGCUGGCUUUAGGGGAGUGUGUGUGUGUGUGUGUGUGUAUGUGGGGCUUGCUGGAAGUGUUUGAGCCAGAUAGUUGGAGUAGACACUCUUCUGCUUCCUGCCUGCCUGUUUGCCUCACUCGCAGAGAGAGAGAGAGAGUAAGAGAGAGAGAGAGAGAGUAAGAGAGAGAGAGAGAGAGAGAGAGAGAGAGAGAGAGACAUCGAGAGAAAAUCCCUGUCUAGGCAUGGACCUCCGGCUGCAGCAGUCGGCAGCUCGCGAGGAAUGACAACAGCUCACAUGGUCAUUAACUCCAGUCGCUGAGGCUGAGGGGAGAGCCGCGCAGUAAAGCUCGGUGUCACAGCAGCGCCGGGUGCUUUCUAUGAUUGGGACAGCAGACAAGACAGCAGAGCGACGGGACACGAGUGAAAUGAGAUCACAGACAGAAAGUGCCUUGUGAGACCGCGGCCCUACUUGAAGAUAUCUGUGCUCUUCUGAAGAGCUUCAGAUUUUUUUUCCCCCUCUGCAGUCGUGACAGGUCAUCGCUCAGCCGCAAACACCUGUGCUCAGAGAAGAAAACAGUGGAGCUGCUGCACUGCUGGCCGAGGUGCCAAACCUCAUUAAGAGUAGGUACUGAAGACUUUUAGUAAACCACAAACUUUGUUGUCCUAAACUGUGCCAUUGCACCUCAGAAUAGCACCUCUUUGCCCCCCAAACAUCUGAUAUCAUCGCUCAUACAAAGGACAUUUUGGGGGGACAUUGGUACAAACAUUAACGUUUGGCUCCAAGUAUGCCCCCUCUGCCUUGUCAGAGGUCUUCACCUGAGACUUACUGAUUGAUGAACAAUUAGCUUUUUUGACUGACAAACUCCACAACAGCAGUGCUGUCCCAUGCUCCCAUAGUCCAUUACCUCCACUUUCCUGUCCACAAGGACAAACCUCAUCCACUGACCUGACGCAGAUCAUUCACAGCUUCAUGUCCCUUCGCUUUUAGUUUGUUGUGUGUUUUAUUUUUUUUUAACUGGGACAUUUAAAAAAAAAAAAAAAAAGGCCUCCCCUCCAGAGGAUAGCCUCCUCCUUCAACCCGAGUGGCUCCACUCCACCCCAUCUGCCGACAUGGCUCUAAACAUCGCCUCGAUACGGGACACAAAAUGGCUGACCCUGGAAGUGUGCCGGCAGUUUCAGAGAGGGACCUGUUCGCGCAGUGAUGAGGAAUGCAAAUUUGCCCACCCACCCAAGAGCUGCCAGGUGGACAACGGGAGGGUGAUCGCCUGCUUUGACUCGUUAAAGGGCCGCUGCACGCGAGAGAACUGCAAAUACCUCCACCCGCCCGCUCACCUCAAGACCCAGCUGGAGAUCAACGGGAGAAACAACCUGAUCCAGCAGAAGACGGCGGCCGCCAUGUUGGCUCAACAGAUGCAGUUCAUGAUCCCGGGCACCACCAUGCAGCCUGUGCAGACGUUUUCAGUCAGCCAGGGCCUGGGCUCCGGCGCCGGUUUGAGCUACACACCCUACCUGACUCCCAUGUCCCACAGCAUGGGCCUGGUGCCCACAGACAUCCUGCCCAGCUCGCCUGUCAUCGUCCCUGGCAGCCCGCCCGUCUCCAUGACCGCAGGCUCCUCCUCCAACCAGAAACUGCUUCGUACGGACAAACUGGAGGUGUGUCGCGAGUUCCAGCGAGGCAACUGCGCUCGCGGCGAAACCGACUGCCGCUUCGCCCACCCGAGCGACAGCCCCAUGAUCGACACCAGCGACAACACGGUGACCGUCUGCAUGGACUACAUCAAGAGCCGCUGCUCCCGCGAGAAGUGCAAAUACUUCCACCCACCGGCCCACCUGCAGGCCAAGAUUAAGGCGGCGCAACACCAGGCCAACCAGACAGCCGUGGCCGCGCAAGCCGCCGCCACGGCUGCAGCCAUGACUCAGUCGACUGCCAAAGCAAUGAAGCGACCCCUCGAGGCAACUGUAGACCUGGCGUUCCCCCACGGCGUCCUCCAGCCCCUACCAAAGAGACAAGCACUUGAGAAGAGCAACGGAGCGAGCUCCCUGUUCAACCCCAGUGUUUUGCACUACCAGCAGGCGCUGGCCAACGCACAGCUCCAGCAGCCCGCUUUCUUUCCCACAGGGUCAGUCUUGUGCAUGACUCCUGCUAGCAGUCUUGAUCAUCCUGAAGUAAGCGUCAGGACGGGAACGGAGUGUCACCAAGCUGCACUAGGAAACCCAAAACAGCCCCUGUGUAAAUACUACCUGACCUCUCCCAUAGAGGUCCAGCAACCUGCAUGCUAAGAGUGUAACACUUCAAUUUAACCGUAAGAACUGCAGUGCCGGUGUAACACACACACACACAGAAAAAAAGAUAUAUACUGUAUGUAUUGCUAGAAAAAACUAUUAACAGGAAAAAGUCAAAAAUAUUCUUCUGUAUAGAGCUACAUAACACACACACUAUAGAGGUCAUCUUAACAACCCAAAGUACCGUGGAGCCCCUCUCCUUCAUAUUUAUUCUGCUGCACAACCUUCAUCCCUUUCGGUUGGAGAGUGAGAAGCUCGAUUUGCACUGUAUGAAACGUAUAGUGUUGAAGGCGGAGAGCAGAAAGAGUCACAGAGAAUCCUGUGCACAACCACACUCGGCGCUUUUUCAAGAACGCUUUCGUCUUUCUCUUUCUACUAAAGUUGAAUGUCCUCGGGGGCAGACAGGUUCAUGUUUUCUUAAUGUGACUUGUCCCCCUGCGAGCUGACCCUCACCUGUCCCAGAUGCUGUCAAAACGCCAUGAUGAAGCUUUUCGCGCUCCCCUCCCCCUGCAUCGCCAAUUCUGGAAACACCCUUGCCAAAGCUCGGACUCAACCUGCCAGAAAAAAAAAAGGCCACAUUUCAACACCCUAAUUCAUGUUUUUUCCUCCUUUGCCAUCGCGAGAGCUGCUCAUAACGAACCCUUUAUAUGUUUUUUGAAAGAUUGUGCACGGAUUUUUUUGCAUGAAGUUCGGUCUGGGGAAGAAAGUGCCCAGAUAGUCGACGCCAUUACUGGAGAAAAAAAAAAAGAAAAACAGCCUAAAGGCUUGAGUCUGUGCCAAGAGCUUCCCAAAGCUUAAGGGUCUCGUUCCAGACGUACCAAGCCUUGUGUGUGUGCGUGCAUGUGUGUUUGUAUCUGGAGACUGAUGGUCUGCCGGCAGACUGGGACUUAAAGCGAGGUCCAGCAGGUGACGACAACACCAGGAAGAGGUUUUACGGGGGGUCGGGGUGGGGUGAGGGACUUAAGUGCUAAGACUUUUUAAAAAAACACGGUGCAUUUGACGAUGUUCGUCAAGCAAAAAGAUGACUUGAACUUCGACUGGAGGGCUAUCUGUGACCGUCGGUUGUCCUGUCCAACCCUACUAUCACCGAUAAUCCUGUUCCAUUUUAGAAAAAAACUGUAGAAGUGCCUAAAAAAUGCUCAUCAACAUCAACACACAUCCACUUAAGACACUCUGCUCGUCAGAAGCUACGUGGACUCUUUUCGGGGAAUGACAUCACAGAAACAGUAAACUCUUCGUUCGAAACAUCACAAGUGACUUUAUCCAGACGAAAAAGAAGUUAAAGAAACGACAAAUCAAAAAUAGCUUUGUAGAAUGUUUGGUGACUUUCACGGUGUACCAUCGUUUUCUUACCAUGGUUUUAUGAGUAGUUUACAUGAGGAACGUGAGCGGGGGAAAACAGCGUAUUGUGAAACUGUGUAAUGUAUGUAAAGUGUCUCUUACUUUGAGAGUUUAUAUUCACGGUUAUAGAAAUGUAUUCAAAGUUAUUUAAAAAAACUUGUGUUGUGUCUAUUA